AUGAAGACGCGUGGUUGGGUGGGCUCUACCCUGACGUUGUUGCAAAUAUUUCUUUCCUCCCACCGUGCGUGUUUUUUCGGGCAGGACCCUGGAACUCCGCCUCCGAAGCGCCAUAUCUUCCAGUGGUUGCAGAAGGACCUGAAGGCAAAAAUCGACGAGCUUUCUACCAAGGUCGGCAGGAGGAAGCACUUCCAGUAUGGACCGGACGAGAGGGACAUCCUUACGGGAUACAACUCGGAGAAAGUGGUGGUACUCGCCAACAGCCUGGACAAGUACUGGGACUGGCAGGUCGAGAUCGGGAAGCAUGGAGCGUUGCGGAGCUGGUAUCAGGGAACAACCCCGGAGAAAUCAGUGGCGAAGGGGAAGGGAGGGAAGACCUCAGCAGACCCGGAGAGGAAGCCGCACUUUCUGGUCCUCCUUGUCUGUCAUCUCGGGAACGACUCGACGUUCAACGGGUUCCUUAAGCUUUGUGAGCCUAAGACCCGCCACGACGUCAAAGAUCCUAGCAACAGCGACGCGGCGAAGUUCUACAUGGCUCUCGCGCGAGACAUGUUGGAUCUGGACUUCAAGGACGACCACGGCAACGAAAUCUCGAUUCCAGUGAGCCACUCCCACGACAAGCCCGAAGCACCCGAGGAGCUCCUCGAAAUCCUGGACAACAUCGAUUUCGACCUGGCGAAGCGAGAGCUGAACGGCAGGGUGGACGGGGACAUCAAACGCUUGGUGUCAGUCCUCCCGUUGUGGAUGAAGUUUAUCCAGGGUGAAACGAAGGAGUGUGUCCACAACCAGGAUCAGAGCGGCGGCUGGGGUGCGGACGAGGAAAAAGAAGAGGAGGGGACGGACAACGAGGGCGAGGGCGACGGGGAAGGGGGGGAGGGGUUUGCCGGGGCAAGGGAGAGCGCGGAACUCGGGGAGGAACGCCGCGUGCCAGCAAAACACUUCUGGCAGUUCUGCAGGGGUAGGCUGGCGGUGCAGUUGUACCACGACGUCUUGAAACUCAAGGGCGGUGGUAACGUGUCGAACGUCGGGGAUCUGAUCAUCCCUGAUGGGGGGACGGGGAUGGGGUCAAGCGUUCCGGGGGGGGCGGGUUGUCGCGGAAUAGAGGGCGAGGGUUUCGAUUCCCGCAAGGAGCUCGGGGCCGCAGAUAGUGCAGCGAAGUAGCGGCGCAAACAAAGCGCCUCUGACGCCACCCGUAGGAGGGCGAGCGAGGAUGCAAAGGUCGAGAUGAUGAAGGCGGCAGUAGACGCACUCGUGAAGAUUUCAAAAAUCGGAGGAAAAGGAGGCAGAAUCGCCUGCAGUACCCGACGUGGCUGCUCAGCUAACCCAGGCGACAAAAAAUGCCAUGAGCGCCCAAUCUGAAUUAGACGCUCUCCCUGACAACUGCCCUGCACUGGUGCGCCGCGCGGCAACGCUUGCUCUCUCGCUUCGGAACAACGAGUUGCAAACCCUUAUGGAAAAGCACGACCCGUCCCUCUAAGCACGCCGGAAGGCGUAGCCUGCUGCUCUCGGGAGCCUUUUUGUCGUUACACACUUUUUUUGUUACUGGGGGGGGGGGCGAUGUCUACCUCUCUAUUUCUCCGUGGGGAUCUUCAAAUUCUACGAGGGCGCCGUGUGAGUGAAAGUUGUACAGCUUCGGUGAGGGGCGAGUGUUCCUGCAAUUUGUUUUGUUGACGGCGUGAAAGUGGGGCUGUACUUGGCACCGAUUUAAUUUUUUGUUGUGGUCACAUGCUUCUCUUAUGAAGGAGGCUCCGCUCCGUAUUCUGCUAGCGUGCACUUGGCUCAGCCUGCGUGCAAUGGCGAUCGGGUUUAGUUUCAUUAAGACAUUUUUUUGUGGCGGGGUGAACCUGCUCCAACAUGGGAUAGUUUGAGUGAUUUUUUUCUGCAUCAUGGUUUGGUUUGCACGUUGUGCUUCUUCGACAGGGUGUCGAAGGUUUCGUUUUGCAUGCGGUUUAGCUUCCGUGUGAAGGGCGAGUGUUCCUGCAGUUUGUUUUGUUGACGGCGUGAAAGUGGGGCUGUACUUGGCACCGUUUCAUUUUUUUUGUUGUGGUCACAUGCUUUUUCCUAAGAAGGAGGCUCCGUAUUCUGCUAGCGUGCACUUGGCUCAGCCUGCGUGCAAUGGCGAUCGGGUUUAGUUUCAUUAAGACAUUUUUUUGUGGCGGGGUGAACCUGCUCCAACAUGGGAUAGUUUGAGUGAUUUUUUUCUGCAUCAUGGUUUGGUUUGCACGUUGUGCUUCUUCGACAGGGUGUCGAAGGUUUCGUUUUGCAUGCGGUUUAGCUUCCGUGUGAAGGGCGAGUGUUCCUGCAGUUUGUUUUGUUGACGGCGUGAAAGUGGGGCUGUACUUGGCACCGUUUCAUUUUUUUUGUUGUGGUCACAUGCUUUUUCCUAAGAAGGAGGCUCCGUAUUCUGCUAGCGUGCACUUGGCUCAGCCUGCGUGCAAUGGCGAUCGGGUUUAGUUUCAUUAAGACAUUUUUUUGUGGCGGGGUGAACCUGCUCCAACAUGGGAUAGUUUGAGUGAUUUUUUUCUGCACCAUGGUUUGGUUUGCACGUUGUGCUUCUUCGACAGGGUAUCGAAGGUUUCGUUUUGCAUGCGGUUUAGCUUCCGUGUGAAGGGCGAGUGUUCCUGCAGUUUGUUUUGUUGACGGCGUGAAAGUGGGGCUGUACUUGGCACCGUUUCAUUUUUUUUUUUGUGGUCACAUGCUUUUUCCUAAGAAGGAGGCUCCGCAUUCUGCUAGCGCGCACUUGGCUCAGCUUGCAUGCAAUGGCGAUCGGGUCUAGUUUCAUUCAUCAUUUGUUUUUGUGGCGGGGUGAACCUGCUCCACCAUGGGUACCAUAGGAUAGUUUUGAGUGAUUUUUUUGUUCACGAUACUAUGGUUUCGUACACCAUGCUAUGGUUUCAUUUCGCAUGCGGUUUAGCUUCCGUGAAGGGCGAGUGCUCCGGGACACGGAGCUUUUUUUUUUGUGAAGACAACAGUGGGGGUCGAGAGGGAGCGGUGGUUUUGAUGAGGGACGGCAUGUGGCGCAAGGGCGAGUUGAGAUUGCAUUCCUACGGGGUUCUGCGUUGUGUGUCUGGGGUUUGGGUGAGGGAUAGAAAGAGAGAAG
This is a messenger RNA of Ectocarpus sp. CCAP 1310/34, 3100 nucleotides long. The record is from the annotation of a GenBank genome assembly. NCBI's taxonomy places the organism in Eukaryota, Phaeophyceae, Ectocarpales, Ectocarpaceae.